CGGUGCGACGUUGAAAGGGGACACUUCCAAAACAUCAACUCGGGUCUGUUUGAUCAAAACAAAAACAAAGCAUCGGCUACUGGAAACCGUGAAGGACACAGUCUUGACUGAAGCCCUGCUUAAUUUCACCCCAAUCAUUCUUCCAGUCUUCAAAGAUUGCGGCACAACAUUCAAGGUUGCCACUGGAUGGCCGGUUCCUUGGGAAAUGGAAAUGGCAGCAACGGAGUUGCCUCAGGACCUCAUGACUUUUGAGGACGUGGCCCUGUAUUUCACGGAGGGGCAGUGGGCUUUGCUGGAUCUCAGUCAAAGAGCUUUGUACAGGGAAGUCAUGCAAGAGAAUUAUAACAAUGUGGCCUCCUUGGCAGGAUUUCCACUUACCAAGCCUGAUUUGAUCUCCUGGCUUGAGCAAGACCCAUGGCUUCCAGAUCAGCUAAUCUUGGAUCACAACACAGGCUUUCCUCAUGUGGUAAUAAAGCUGGAAAAAGAAGAGGAGCCAUGGAGCCUUCAUCAGCAGGAGUCUGAGAUUUUCCCAGGUAUCAUUUCAGAAUUUCCUGAUAAUAUCGUAAAACAAGAACCUGAAAAGGAACUGUGGGUCCAAGAUCACCAGGGAUCUGAGGAAAGUGCAAACAUUGCUGGUGACCAGCCAGGGUUUCCUGCUGUUAUAAUAAAGGUGGAACCUAAAGAGGAGCCAUUGGUCCCACAUUUCCAAGCACAUGAGGACAGCACAAGUGCCUUGGGUAUCCAGUCAGAAGAAGAGAGUCUUCUGCCAGAAAACACUAAAUUCCUGGCAGUGAAGAAGUUAUCCUUAGGAAUUAACCUGGCAGUGAAGAAGAUAUCCUUAGGAAUUAACCCAGUGGACCUCUCCCAGUAUUCAGCUAUCCCCAAGAAUCAAGACGAAGCAGAGAGGCACCAAAGAAACGCCCCUGGGAAGAGAACAGGAAAGUCUUCAAUUUGUGGGGGAGAAGACCUCAGUGAAACCAAAAUCCAAAAGAAAAUUCACACUUUGGGGAGAAGUCAUCAUAAAGAAGGGAAACAUCGUAAACAGUUAGACUGUGAGAACAACUUGAAUUGGAGAGACUGUCUGAUUUCUUAUAGCAAAGGCUGUAAAGGCAAAAAACCACAUACUUGCUCAGCCUGUGGUAAAAGCUUCACAUGGAAAAGUAACCUGACUAUCCACGAGAGGAUCCACACGGGAGAGAGGCCAUAUACAUGCUCCAUCUGUGGUAAAACCUUCAGUAAAAGAUCAUACUGUGCUGUACAUGAGCGGAUGCACACACAAGAAAAAACAUACACCUGUUUGGUUUGUAAUAAAAACUUCUUACAUAAAGUCAGUCUUAUUAGGCAUGAACAAGUCCACACAGGAGAGACACCAUAUAAAUGCUCAGGCUGCGGUAAGGGUUUUAGUCAGAGGAGUAAUCUUAUUUCACACGAAAUAAUUCACACAGAAGAAAGGCCAUACCCAUGCUCAUUCUGUGGCAAAAGUUUCAAACGCAGAUCAAACCUUGACAGUCACAAAAUAAGCCAUACACAAAUAAAAACAAAUAUGUGUUCAGUCUGUGGUAAAAGCUUUAGUCACAAAUCAAACCUUAUUAGCCACGAAAGAACACAUACAGGAGAAAAACCAUAUGCGUGUACCGUCUGUGGUAAAAGCUUCACUGACAGAACACAUCUUAUUAAACAUGAAAGAACACAUACAGGUGAGAAACCAUAUAUGUGCUCAAUCUGUGGGAAUAGCUUCAGCCACAGAUCAAACCUUAUUAGCCACGAAAGAACUCACACAGGAGAAAAACCAUACCUAUGCUCAGUCUGUGGUAAAAGUUUCACAGACAGAGCAUACCUUCUUAAACAUCAGAGAACCCAUACAGGAGAGAAACCAUACAAAUGCUCUGUCUGUAGGAAGAGCUUUAGUCGUAAGGAUUACCUUAUUAGACACAAAAUAAUUCAUACAGGUGAGAAACCAUACAUGUGCUCACUCUGUGGGAAGAGUUUCAUGUGGAAAAGUUAUCUAUCAAUCCAUGAAAGAAUCCACACAGGAGAGAAACCAUAUGCAUGUUCAAUCUGUGCUAAAAGCUUCAGUGAAAAACCAUACCUUACUGUACAUGAACAAAUGCACACACAAGAAAAAACAUAUACAUGUUCAGUCUGUAGUAAAAGUUUUGUUCGUAAAGUAAGCCUUAAUAGACAUCAACAAAUCCAUUCUGGAGAGACACCACAUAAAUGCUUAGUCUGUGGGAAAGCCUUCAGUCAAAAAUGUAGCCUUAUUUCACAUGAAAAAAUUCACACAGAAGAAAGACCUCACACAUGCUCAUUCUGUGGUAAAAGCUUCAAACGAAAAUCAAACCUCACCAGUCACGAAAGAAUUCAUACAAGAGAAACUCCCUUUAUGUGCUCGAUAUGUGGUAAAAGUUUCAGUUGUAAAGCACACCUUCUUGGACAUGAGAGAACCCAUACUGGAGAGAAACCAUAUUCAUGUUCAGUUUGUGGAAAAAACUUUGGUAAUAAAUCACAGGUAGUUAUUCAUGAGAGAAUUCAUACAGGAGAAAAGCCAUAUAUCUGUUCUGUCUGUGGGAAAAGAUUCAAACACAGAACAAGCUAUACUGAGCACCAAAAAAUCCACACAGAGGAAAAACCAUACAUAUGUUCAGUCUGCGAUCGAAGUUUCAGCCGUAAGGAAUACCUGAUUAUCCAUGGGAGAAUCCACACAGGCGAGAAACCAUAUUCAUGCUCAGUCUGUGGGAAAAGCUUUAAGCAGAAAUCAAGCCUUACAUUACAUGAGAAAAGCCACUUGGACAAAAUGCAACACCCGUGCACUGAAUGUGGAAAAAAUUUUAGUAGUAAAGCAUACCUGAGGAGACAUGAGAAAAUCCAUGCAAGAUAAAGAAUGCAUAUGAAGGAAAAUUCAUGUACAUGCUCUUUCUGAGGUAAAAGAGAGCUUCGGCUAUUGGGCGGUAUAAAAAUGUAAUAAAUAAAUAAAUAAAUAAAAACUUGAGUGGAUAGAAAGAUGAUUAAAUGGAAGAAAAUCCAUUCUGGAGAUAAAGCAUAUAAAUAAUGUGUGUGAAAUGCAAGCCUAAGAACUCAUAAAAUAUAUCUUUAUUAUGACAAACUAGGGUUUAAAUGCUCAAACUGAGAAAAAUAUUGGUCAUAGCCUGACCCUUUGGCAACAUUGCAGCAUUUGCCUGAGAGGGAAUUUUUAAAAAUCAGCAAGCCUUGUAAGAAUUCAUUAUCUCAUGAUAUAUUUCAGAAGGAGCAUCUUUCAUUUAACACACUUUAUUUAAGCAUCAGAAAGGGGCGGGGGGAGAAGUGGUCAUAAUUUUUAGUGACCCAGAAAUCUAUACCAGCAACAGAAAUAAUUCCUGUCAUAUUUAAUAAAUGUAUCAAUCAGGCUUUUGCUCCCAUUAGUACAUUAUUGCACAUAGAAUGCUAUUGCACAUAUAUUUUGAGAUUUUAAACUCUUCUUGUUCAACUACCUAAUUCCAUUUCAUUCAAACAGUUCAAACAUUAAUUGACAUAUUACUUUCUAAUUUCAAAUCUACUUUUGAAUACUUUCAUCAAUAGUAAAUCCCUAUGUGUGUGUUUGUGUGAGAUCACACUGCAUUCCACUGUGAGGUUUAUGAAAGAACACUGCUUGGUUUUAUUUUAGCUGCAGAUGUCAAAGAAUAUUAUAUGUAACUUAUUAAAUAAAACAUGAGAAAUUUA
Elgaria multicarinata webbii is the source of this 3696-nucleotide messenger RNA. Its product is annotated as zinc finger protein 271-like. NCBI's taxonomy places the organism in Eukaryota, Metazoa, Chordata, Lepidosauria, Squamata, Anguidae. The transcript is spliced from 8 exons. Gene Ontology annotation, molecular function: DNA-binding transcription factor activity, RNA polymerase II-specific; RNA polymerase II cis-regulatory region sequence-specific DNA binding. The coding region runs from base 206 to 2878 and encodes 890 amino acids. The record is from RefSeq and is a predicted model, not a curated record. Gene Ontology annotation, biological process: regulation of DNA-templated transcription.